GUGUAGCUCCCAAAGACUUUUAUAUAUUAGAUAAUAUAUAUAGGCCAUCGAGUAAUUAUCAAUUUCCUCGAGAUCUUUCCAAAAGGAAAUUAAAAUUCCGUUGGUUUACAACUUGGUCUUGGUUGGCCUAUUCACCUUCACAAAAUGGUGCCUAUUGUAAAUAUUAUGUUUUAUUUGGGCCAAAAUAUGCUGGUAAAGGUGAACAAAAAUUAAGGCGGCUGGUGAACGGCCCAUAUAGACGUUGGAAAGAUGCAUGAGAGAACUUUGAAAAUCAUCAAAACAAUUUAUACCAUAAAAAUACACAAAAUAUUAUAUCUUCUCUAAGAGCAAUUAAUGCUAAGGAUAGAGAUUCAAUAAUUCAGAUAAUAGAUCAAGGUAAAAAAAAAUUAGUAACUGAAAAUAGAAGAAAAAUAUCUCCUAUAAUAGAUGCUAUAAUUACAUGUGGAAAUCAAUGCAUGGCAUUGCGAGGGCAUCGAGAUUCCGGUUCUAUAUUUAAUGAUGAUGCAAAUGAAAAUGAUGGGAAUUUUAGAGCUAUUCUCCGAAACCGAGCAAUUGGAGACGAUGAGCUAAGACUCAAUUUAUUGAAUGCACCCAGAAAUGCUACAUAUUUAAGCCCCUCUAUUCAAAAUGAAAUAAUAGAUGUGUGCAAUGAUUUAAUUUUAAAAAAAGUAGUAGCAAAUAUUAAUAAUUCUCCUUUCUUUUCAGUCUUGGCCGAUGAGUCAACAGAUAUAUCUGGGAUAGAGCAGAUGUCGUUGUGUGCUCGGUAUUUAUAUUCUGAAAAUGAUGAAGUUCAAAUAAAAGAAGACUUUUUGCAAUUUAUUCCUGUUCAAGAUAUGAGAGGGGAAUCUCUUGCAAACACAAUUGAUUUACAUCUUAAAAAAUUUAAAAUCAAUGUCAAUUCUAUGCGGGGACAGGGAUAUGAUGGUGCCCCUGCUAUGAGUGGACAUUUAAAUGGUGUUCAAUCACAUUUAAUAAAGAAAUACCCUACAGCGAUAUAUGUUCACUGUGCGUCCCAUUCCCUUAAUCUAGCUAUUUCUGAUUGUUGCUCAAUUCCUGUUAUUCGUAGUACCAUGGGCACAAUAGGCAAAGUUUAUGAUAUGUUCAAGUAUCCUAAAAGAUCUAAUGUCCUCAAGAAUUGUCUGGCAAAGGAAGAAUUUGGGAAUAGUCACCAUAAACUGGUCAAAAUAUGCCCAACACGAUGGAUAUUACGUCAUGAAUCAGUUUCAGUUUUUCUUGAAUUAUUAGACCCAAUAAUUGUUGCAUUAGAGGAAAUACAUGAAUGGACCGAUACGUCAGUGGUGGCGGAGGCUAAUGGAAUAUUGAAAGCAAUUCAAGAUCCAGAGUUUUUAUUGGCAAGCCUUGCAAAAAGUUAAUCAAGAUAUGGUUCAAGCAUUGAUCUUAGCAGAAGAUGCAUAUGAUACUAUUUUAGAAAUAAGAAAAAAUGCUGAUUGUGAAUUUAACAAAAUUUUUAACAUCGUUCAAAAAAAAGUGCAUUCAUAUAAUAUGAUGAUAAUCAUGCCAAGAAUUGUAUCGAGGCAAGUACAUAGGAGUAAUAUAUCCACUCAAUCGGUAGAGGAGUAUUACAAAAUUACGAUUUUUAUACCACUUAUGGAUACAUUUUUAACUCAAAUUAAAGAUCGCUUAUUGAACCAUAAGCUACUACUCAAUAACUUACAGAUUUUAUUAUCCUCUAAUCCAUCUAUGAGCAUCUCGGAUGAUAUUAUAAAUAAAAUUCGCUAUUUAUAUAAUUUUUAUUUCCAAGAUAUGGUAGGGAGCGAAUUGGAAGUAAUUGCUGAAUUUAAAUAUUGGUAUGCAAACUUGAAAAGAAUGGAUAUUAAGCCUGAUAAUGCACUAAAUGCACUCAAUAUAUGUAAACACACACUAAUAGACUUUCCAAACAUUACGAAAUUCUUUCAAAUUUUAGCAUGCCUCCCCAUUACGACAUGUACAAAUGAAAGAACUUUUUCAAAUUUACGACGACUAAAAACAUAUUUGCGAAAUACUACCUCUCAAAAUCGAUUAAAUGGUUUAGCGCUAUUAAAUAUUCA
This is a messenger RNA of Gordionus sp. m RMFG-2023, 2048 nucleotides long. Its product is annotated as zinc finger MYM-type protein 1-like. Lineage: Eukaryota; Metazoa; Nematomorpha; Gordioida; Chordodea; Parachordodidae. The record is from RefSeq and is a predicted model, not a curated record. The transcript is spliced from 5 exons. The coding region runs from base 456 to 1373 and encodes 305 amino acids.